Molecule: messenger RNA, 885 nt
Organism: Folsomia candida
Lineage: Eukaryota; Metazoa; Arthropoda; Collembola; Entomobryomorpha; Isotomidae
Product: vitelline membrane outer layer protein 1
Exons: 3
Coding region: 174-785 (203 amino acids)
Source: RefSeq, a predicted model, not a curated record
AUACGUACAUAUCUUACAGAACAAUGGCACCGUUAAUAUUAAUUCCUACCAUUUAUGCGUAUGUAACUCUAUAUAAAAAGGCGUCCUGAUUCGAUACUCCUUCACAUUGUACAGCAACUCCUGACCGUCACACCUUCUCCAAAUUUUAGCACUGUAUUUUUUAAAGACUAAAAAUGUCACCCAGUUUUUUAAUUCUUUUAACCUCGUUGGUAGCCUUAACAACUGGAGUUAACAUUAUUAUCGAAUCUCCACCCGAAACAAAUUGGGGAACUUGGGGGCCCUGGUCACGUUGCCCGAACGGUCGAUAUGCUCAAGCCCUCCAAAUCCGUACGGAACCUUACCAAGGUCUCAUCAUUGACGACACAGCCGUCAAUGGGAUCCGAUUGUAUUGUGGAGAUCCCCAGAAUGCGUCUACAAUAGUGAUCACGUCUACUGUCCAAGUUUGGGGGAACUGGGGAAACGUAUACACGUGUCGUAGCGAUGGGCGUCCCGUUCCCCCAGACGGAUUCGUAUCCGGUUUUGAGUUGAGGGCAGAACGCGACCAAGGAUCCGGCGAUGACACCGCAACGAAUAACCUUAGAAUUUUCUGUACUUAUCCACCCUUUGUCGGUGUGGGGGAGCAGAUGAAGGAGGGGGACGGUUUGACCUAUGGGAGGUGGACGGGUGCGAGGAGGUGUAAUAGUAAUCAAGCCAUUUGUGCCUUGCAGACGCAGGUCGAACCGGAUCAAGGGAAUGGCGACGAUACAGCCAUGAAUAAUAUCCGAACAGAGUGCUGCGAUAAAUAAAUAAAUUUUCGAUUUAAAAUUGUCAAUUAUAUUGUAUUCAUUUAAGCAUGACUUUACAGAGCAUCUGCCCAAUGAAUAAAUAUAAACACUUAAUUUCUGA